Molecule: messenger RNA, 564 nt
Organism: Lingula anatina
Lineage: Eukaryota; Metazoa; Brachiopoda; Lingulata; Lingulida; Lingulidae
Product: angiopoietin-related protein 1-like
Source: RefSeq, a predicted model, not a curated record
AUGUGGUGUGAAGAUGGCUGGACUGUAACCCACAGACGUACUGGACCUGAGCUGUCAUUUCACCGCACGUGGGCAGAGUACCGAGAUGGAUUUGGAGACAUUUCUGGUGACCACUGGCUUGGAAAUGAGAUUGUCCAUCUUAUGACCUACAAUAAGACGUACAAACUAAGACUUGAGUUUGAAUCCUAUAACAAUAACUCGUACUGGGUUGAGUACGAUGACUUUUAUUUGUCCCCUGAAAGUGACAACUACACAUUAUAUCUAAACGAUACUAGCUUCGUUGGCAACGUAUCUGAAGAUAGUAUGAUAAAUCAUUACGACCAUCAGUUUACCACACACGACAGAGACAAUGACCGCAGUGGACAAAACUGUGCAAUUUUGUACCAAGGUGGAUGGUGGUUUUACCACUGUGCAGACGCCGUCCUUACUGCAUGGUACCCUGAUGAUCCGACAUGUACCACCUUCCCAGCUCGAUGCUUCAAAUAUGCCGGGAUUACGGGUGUUAAUUGUGAUACUGGUUGCUUGCUGAAACAAGGAACAAUGAAAAUCAAGGCAACUGGAUAA